Molecule: messenger RNA, 1042 nt
Organism: Erythranthe guttata (spotted monkey flower)
Lineage: Eukaryota; Viridiplantae; Streptophyta; Magnoliopsida; Lamiales; Phrymaceae
Product: cytochrome b561 and DOMON domain-containing protein At5g47530
Source: RefSeq, a predicted model, not a curated record
GUUUGUGUGAUUCACUCAGUGUAAAUAACCAUAACCAGAUGUAGCAUCUGAUUUCCCAUUUUCAACUGAACCAACUAAUAAGGAAGAUAUUCAUUUUUCAACAACAACAAACCUGAUAUUUAUCACAUAUAAGCAACUGCUCAUCUAAUUUCAUCCUAACCCCCACAUUUUCCUGCAUAUAAAAAAAAUCAAAUACAUUAAUAUUAAAGAAUCACAGUAAUAUAGGUUCGAAAAAAAAAAAAAAAAAAGAAUCACAGUAAUAUAAAAAUGGCUUCCAUCUAUAUAGUCGUGAAUCUCGUAUUCAACAUUCUAGUUUCCAUUUUCGUCAUUUCCUCGUCUCUAAAUUGCUCCAAGAAAACAUUCUCACCCGAAAAAACCUUCAACUCCUGCACCGACCUUCCGUAUUUAAGAGCCCAUCUUCACUGGAAUUACAAUCCAUCCCUCAAGAAGGUCUCAAUUGCAUACAGGUCCAAACAAACUCCAAGAGGGUGGAUUGCAUGGGGCAUCAACCCCACAGGCAUAGGCAUGGUCGGUUCACAAGCUCUCGUUGCUUUCCGUUACUCAAACGGUAGCAUGACUGUUUAUCCAACCUCAAUCACAAGCUACAACCCCUCUAUGCUACCCUCACAAAUCAGUUUUCUGGUCUCGAAUGUUUCUGCAGAGUAUAAAAAAAAUGAGAUGAUAAUAUACGCUGUUGUGGGCCCGCUUGAAAACGGGCCUGUUGUCAAUCACGUGUGGCAGUCCGGAAAUUCGGUUUCGAGCGGUAUUCCUCAGAUUCAUUCAACGUCGGAUCCGCAUCUUCAGUCAAUGGGAACAAUAGACUUCUCGGUUCAGCCUCGAUAAAAGCAUACCAUUUGAUGGAAUGUAAAAAUUAUGGUUUUUGAAUAAAAAGUGAAGCAACACACUGAUAAAUAAGAGCACCGUUUUUUUGUUUUUUGUUUUGUUUUCUCAAGAAGUAAUGGCUUAUUGUGGGUCAUGAAUGAGUUACAACGUUGUUGAUUAAUUGAUGGAGUUCCUCACUCUUCGAUUCUGUUACCGGUAA